AGCCUGCCCUGCUUCUCGCGCAUACCCGCGAGGCUCUGACAGCAGCACGAGCGAUGCGAGUCAAAGGCUGCGAGGAAACAGAAUAAACACCACCGACAGCAAAACCACCAACCAAACAAACACCACCUCGGCCGAAAAACGUCUUGUUUUAGCAGCGAACGCACGCAGUCGUCAUGUCGGUGCUGGCUCUGCAGGAGUACGAAUUCGAGCGACAAUUCAACGAAGACGAAGCGAUCCGAUGGAUGCAGGAGAACUGGAAGAAGUCCUUUCUCUUCUCUGCACUUUACGCUGCCUGUAUCCUGGGAGGCCGCCAUGUUAUGAAACAGAGGGAGAAAUUUGAGUUGAGGAAACCACUGGUGCUAUGGUCUCUCACACUUGCUGUAUUCAGUAUAUUUGGUGCCAUCCGUACGGGGAGUUACAUGACGUACAUCCUGAUGACGAAAGGGCUUAAACAGUCAGUUUGUGACCAGAGCUUCUACAACGGCCCAGUCAGCAAGUUCUGGGCGUAUGCUUUUGUACUCAGUAAAGCACCAGAGCUGGGCGACACGCUCUUCAUCGUUCUGAGAAAACAGAAGCUCAUCUUCCUCCACUGGUACCACCACAUCACCGUGCUGCUCUACUCCUGGUACUCCUACAAAGACAUGGUGGCCGGUGGCGGGUGGUUCAUGACCAUGAACUACCUGGUCCACGCCGUCAUGUACUCUUACUAUGCCUUGCGGGCGGCUGGCUUCAAGGUGUCACGCAAGUUCGCCAUGUUCAUCACACUGACCCAGAUCACCCAGAUGCUGAUGGGCUGCGUGGUCAACUACCUGGUGUAUUCGUGGAUGCAGCAGGGCCAGGAGUGUCCAUCCCACAUGCAGAACAUUGUGUGGUCAUCCCUCAUGUACCUCAGCUACUUUGUGCUCUUCGUUCAGUUCUUCUUCGAGGCCUACAUCGGCAAGUCUAAAUUAGCAGCUGCGGCUGUCAGUAAGAAGGCAGACUAAAAAAAAAAAAACAAAGAAACGCCAUAAUUAUUGGAAGAAGGGAAAUGAUGAAGAAAAGGGAGUCGGAAAUUGAGAGCAGGGACCAAUGACUUGAGAGAAUCGUUUAGGGUUGGGUGAGGGUUGCCUGGAAAGAAAGACUGACGGUGGAGAUGUGGUGCAGAGGUUGGGGGAGUGGGAGUGGGGGUGGGGGUGGGAGGGUGGAGAAGAUGGCUGACGUUUAUGCUUGAGCUACUAACGUGCAGAUCUAAAAUGCCUCGAUGGGGGUGACUUCUCUGUUGAGGGAUACUGAGGAAGCAGAACCACCGUGAUCAGAAGCCAUUGCGAGUUGUUCAUCUGGUGUUUUAAAACUUUUGAAUUCACCGUUAAUAGUUUUUAAAAGAUAAUUUAACCGAAACAUCAGAUUAUAAAAUUUCAUCUCCCACAACCAUGUGUUUAAAAAAAAAAAAAAAAAAAAGAAGGAAAAAAAAAAAGAAAAAAAGAAAUGUAUUGGUACAUAUGAAGAUGGAUAGAGUCGGCGUGUGUAUGUUUGUUUGUCUGUCAGUGUGUGCUGUUUUGUUUUGUCAAAGGAAAAGUUUGAGAUACUGAGGAAUGCAUGAAGCUGCUGGGUGUCGGGUGGUUAACAUGAAUUGAUGGGGUGAACGGCACUGUCUUCUGUGUCUUACAUUGCAAAAUGCGAUAUUUUCUCAGGUCUUAGGUUAUCUCUUUCUUAAUAUAAUAUGCAUAUCAAGACAAAGUAGACAUGUUUAACAUCAACACCGGUUUACAGUACAGCUGAAAAUCAUCCAGUGUGACUGCAUAGAUGUAUAAAGUAUGACUAAAGUUGAUACGACAAACAUGACUCAGAUGAUCACACUGCUCAUGGGCCUGAUGGGGAAACAGAUGCUUAAUGUGCCCUGCUUCACCGCCUGUCAUGACCGUGCAGAUGUUGCCAACCACACUUGGAAAAUGACUUGCCAUUGAUUUCCAAAUGCUCAAAGGGUCCCUACCAAUGAAGGAAUCAGUCUGUUGGACACUGAAAGCUUAAAUGGGAGACAAACAUUUAUGUUUAGCAAAAGAAAAAAAAAAAGUCAAACAUGCAAUUGUCAAAAUUUGCUGUAUUGAUUUUAAAAAUACUAUGUAUCCUUAAUGGUGUCUGUUGUGCUAUUGUGCAUUUGCACUGUAUCAAUGUCAAAAAUUGUUGCUGAAAAACUUAAUGUAUGAACAAAGUGCAAAAUGUGACAUUCUGUGGUUUUUAUUUUUAUUUUUGUCUUGGAUGCAACAUCUUGACAUUGCUCACACAUUAUAUAUAUAUUUUUUUGGUGCUGAACCUGAAAAGCCAUUCCUGGGACUACCUGGCAGAUUUACAAGCAGCAAUAUUUAGACAGAUCCGAAAGUGAAUUUCAAUUCUAGUAAAUUUUGUCGAACUGUUUAAAUAGAGAGUGCGCUUGCAUGCAUCUGCUUUUGCACAUUUUCAUGGCUAACAAUCAAACACUGAAAAGGAGAGGAAGGGCUUGCAGGCUUGAUUCAGUGAAGGUUCAAUCUUUACAGCAAUAAUUUGUCGGACAAAUUGUUGCAUAACUGCAAAAGUGUCAAAUUUCCCAUGUUUCCCUACCUGUUUACAUGUGAAGUACUAAAGCCAAUGUAUGUCACUGCGUAAAACAGGCUUUUUUUGUAAUUUGACUAAUUGAGUUGAAAAUUUUAACCAAUUUCCACCAUUGCUAUUGAAUCAGCAUUUAAAAGUAUUCACAUCAACUGUACCUGGUCUCCACCUAGAGGAACAUAUGUGCAAUAAAAAUUGUUUAAAGUAAAUGCAUUUCUUUCAUUAAAAAACAUGAAUUUGUGCUUCA
Sphaeramia orbicularis (orbiculate cardinalfish) is the source of this 2809-nucleotide messenger RNA. It is a transcript of the gene elovl6, whose product is annotated as ELOVL fatty acid elongase 6. The transcript is spliced from 4 exons. NCBI's taxonomy places the organism in Eukaryota, Metazoa, Chordata, Actinopteri, Kurtiformes, Apogonidae. Gene Ontology annotation, cellular component: endoplasmic reticulum membrane; endoplasmic reticulum. Gene Ontology annotation, molecular function: fatty acid elongase activity. The record is from RefSeq and is a predicted model, not a curated record. Gene Ontology annotation, biological process: sphingolipid biosynthetic process; fatty acid elongation, saturated fatty acid; fatty acid elongation, polyunsaturated fatty acid. The coding region runs from base 174 to 983 and encodes 269 amino acids.